UAUUUCCUUUUUUUCUCACACUUGCAACGAAAGAGAAUUCGUAAGCAAAAUCAAUCAUCAUGGCUGAUGCUCAAGGAGGUGAAGAACAAGUUCGCAAGAAGAGAACUUUCAGAAAAUUUACAUACAGAGGAGUUGAUUUGGACCAAUUAUUGGAUAUGCCAAAUGAACAAUUGUCAGAAUUGAUGCAUAGUCGUGCUCGCCGUCGUUUCGCUAGAGGACUUAAAAGAAAGCCAAUGGCUUUGAUCCAGAAAUUAAGAAAGGCAAAGAAAGAGGCACCACCAUUAGAAAAACCAGCUAUUGUCAAGACACAUUUGAGAGACAUGAUCAUUAUGCCAGAAAUGGUUGGAUCAAUUGUUGGUAUCUACAACGGCAAAACAUUCAAUCAAGUUGAAAUCAAGCCCGAAAUGAUUGGACACUAUCUUGGUGAUUUCUCACUCUCAUAUAAGCCAGUCAAGCACGGUAGACCCGGUAUUGGUGCAACUCACAGUUCUCGUUUUAUUCCAUUAAAGUAAAUUCUGAACUGGAUUUUGAUUAUGAAAUAAUAAUAACGAAAAAUAAAAAGCUAUUGUAUUGCUCACAUACAAGAAACACAAUCUUGAGCUAAUGCAAAGAUCUCAUGUUUUGUUACUCCUCUCAUUCCUAAAUAAGCAUAAAUUGUGUAUUCUUUUCAGGAAAAAGUGUUUAAAGAUUGAAUUCAAUUUAUCAAGUUGACUUGUGUUCACUUCGGGAAAAAAAAGUUGCUGGAUACACAAACUCAUUUCUGGUUACUCUUGUGAAGUAUGUAAUCUCA
This is a messenger RNA of Chironomus riparius, 790 nucleotides long. The record is from the annotation of a GenBank genome assembly. Lineage: Eukaryota; Metazoa; Arthropoda; Insecta; Diptera; Chironomidae.